AUGCAGAAAAAGCUAGACGAACCUCAAUUGAAAUUGAAACAAGACGUUUCUACACGCUGGAACUCGACGUGUGAUAUGUUCGAAAGGGUGCUGAAAAUCAAAAACAGUGUGAUGUCUACGAUUGCUAUAGACUAUCCGGACACAGAAAAUAUGACACCCGAAGACAUUGAGGUGCUGGACUCGGCAAUCCAAAUUCUGAGCCUUUUCAAGGAUGUUACUGAGGAGAUGAGCUCCGAAAAAAAUGUCACAAUUUCAGAGAAUUGUGUUAAAUUUUUAUCUUCGUCACAUCCCGACUGUGUUCUGCGCAUGGCUCAAGUGCUUUUGAACGAAAUUAGUACAAGAUUUUCGGGCAUUGAAGACAAUAACAUUUUUGCUGAGAGCACCAUUUUAGAUCCUAGAUUUAAAAAAUAUGGAUUCGAAAAUAAGUACGCUUGUGACAGAGCGUGUUCUAAUUUAAAAGCCAUGGCCGGGCGAAUUGAACUUAAUAGUGGUCAAACAGGACUCGAGGAGCCAGCAUCUUCGUCACCGCCACCUCAUAAGCGUAAAAGAAGCAUAUGGGACGAAUUUGAUGAGCAAGUAGAAAUUAUAAUGAAAAAUACAAAUCCGACGGCAGGGGGUAUUAUUGAGGUAGAUAAAUAUCUCGAGGAACCCCUACUGCCAAGAUCUCAAGAUCCUGCCAAGUGGUGGUUCUCAAAAAAAGACGCCUAUCCAAGGCUUUAUAAAUUAUUUUUGAGACGACUUUGCAUUGUUGCUACCUCUGUGCCUUCAGAGCGUACUUUUUCCAAAGCGGGCCAAGUCCUUACUGAGAGAAGAAACAGGCUUAGUGGCAACAAAGUCGCUAAAAUAUUAUUUUUAAAUUAUAAUCUAUAA
Molecule: messenger RNA, 870 nt
Organism: Spodoptera exigua (beet armyworm)
Lineage: Eukaryota; Metazoa; Arthropoda; Insecta; Lepidoptera; Noctuidae
Source: the annotation of a GenBank genome assembly